CUCGCAUCGCUCCUACCUCCAUCGCUCGCAGCUGCUCGUAUACACGCAGCUAUUGUCAUUUAUUAUAUACCUGCUCCGAUCGAUCUCCGCUCGUCGUUUUCGUCCUGUGCAAUGUUCGAUGCGCGUUGAUCGUUUCUCUGUACUGGCCGUGAACGAUCGAGAGCCCAGAGAGCGGCAUAUACUUUAUUCUCAGCUUUUUCUCGUUGUAAUUUUACAACUUUUAAUUGCGACUGUAUAGCGUAGGCCCGUGAGAGGGGCUUGCACAACGCAUCGCGAGUGCAGCGAGUGUGUGAGCGAGGAGGAGAGUUGUUUGUUUACGUCGAGCAACGAAGCUCUUUCUUCGAAUACCGAUUGUGUGUGUGUGUGUGUGUGUGCGUGUGCGCGGGUGCACGACGUUGCGUCGUUGAUUCGGAAAAAAAAAGAAAAGUCCAUAUCGAUCCUCGAUCCUCGAUGCGGAACUGCGGCUGGCAGUUUUAUGUUAAAGCUGUGGGCCAAUUACCGGGCUGGUCGCCGUAGCUGCGAUAACGCCAACAACGCCAACAACAACAACAACAACAACAACAACAACAAUAGCAGCGGAAAAACAUCGACUCGAAGCGGAGCCAGAUCGUUAAAUCUGCUCAUACUCUCGUGGACGUCGAAGCUCAAUCGUCGAUUCAGCCGUGUCCGCGUCAGGCGCUGCGGCGGCGACUUCAAGUCCCACGCUAGACGCUAUCAGCUGCCUCUGCUCUGCGAAUUUUUUCGCAACGAUCGAAGAUUCGGCGGUACCUACGGCCUCAUAUAACGAAACGGCGUAAUUUCUCUCGAGAAGCGCAAUUACGCACCUCGCGAGAAAGAAAGAGAGAGAGAGAGAGAAGCAAGAGAUCAGUGACCCAAUAGGAGAUUUUUUUCUGUUGCUUUUCGCGCGCCAACCCACAACAUUCCGUGCGAUCUGGCUCUGUAGCAAAGUGACCAGUGUGCAGUGCGCGUGUGUGUCUGUACAAGUGCUGCAGCAGUCUACUGUUUAUAAGUGUGCGUAUAUAUAGUCGUCGUGCUGGUGCAGUGCUCCGAACACGCGUUACAUCCAUGCGGCUGUCGUGUGCAGGAUGUCGAACGCGGUAAGAACGUCGAUGCAGCAGCAGCAAAAGCAGCGCCGGACUCGCGAACAAGUAGAGCAUCGAUUCGUGCAUCGGCGACGCCAAUCGACGAACGCCUAGCCUACGCUUGACAUUUAAUAUACACACACACGCGAUCCAAAGAGCUGCUUGCCCAUCGUCGCAUCAUCCUCGAGUACAUAGGUAUAAGGUGCGUUGAGAGAGCUCUGGAAGUCGAGCUCGGGCGUCAGGAAUAAGCGUCCAGGUCAUCGGCCGAUGGCGAGCUAUGCAAGACCAUCGUCGACGAGGCAGACGAAGAAGCGUAGCAGUAGCAGUAGCCCUAGUACUAGUGCAGCGUCAACCAAGGCGAAGCAAGAGCAGCAGCAGAAGGCGGAAAAGCUUCGGCUGCGCCUGUGCGCCAGACUCAGCGGCUCGUGUCCCCCUAGCCGGUCGGGCCGUCAGCUGCUGCUGAUCCAGAGCAGCUAACACAUACUGUCCUACUUGUGUCGGAGGAGCGGGAUCGAGAUGCUGCCCCGCAAGGACAGCCCGUUCGAGGCCCAGGCCGGCUCCGGCCAGUACGCCCUCGAGGACAUGAUAUCGAGCCUGCAGACGCGGGGCGCCCAGCUCGACGACGAGGAGGACGAGCUGAGCCAGGACCCGAGCCAGCUGCUGGCCCAGCGCGACCGGGACCUCGUGCUGGCCGCGGAGCUCGGCAAGGCCCUGCUCGAGCGCAACCAGGAGCUCACCAGGCAGAGCGAGGCUCUCGCCGAGAAUUACGCCAGCAAAAUCGAGGGCUUGGAGCAGGAGCGGCACUUGCUGCGUCGAAAACUCGAGGAGGCCCGCAGCGAGAGCGAGGCCCGGGCGGUGGAGCUGCAAGGCGACCUCGAGCAGCUGCGCAGCCAACUGGACGAGCAGAGCGAGCGAGCCCGCAGAGCCGAGCGCGACCAGGCCAACCUCGUGAACGAGCUCACGGCCCAGAACGGCCGACUGGCCGACCAGCUGCGCGAGGCCGCCAAGCAGGAGGAGCAGCUGCUGCAGGAGCUCAAGAGGCUCAAGGAGAAGUGCGCCCUCAGGAGCAACAGUCUGCAGGACCACGUGAGCAGCCUCGAGGUCCUCAAAGAUGAGGUACAACUGGUGUCGGCCCAGCGGACCGAGCUCGAGCGACGCAGUUUGGAACUCAGGGAGGAGCGGGCCAGGGCCAUAGCGGCCCUCGAGGAAGCCGAGGAACGCGCCCAAGCCCUCGAACGGCUCGGACACGAAGCGGAGCGACGAGCCAUCGUUGCCGAGCGUGAAAGGGACGAGCUGGCAGCGGCUCUGUCGGCCAUGGAGGCCUCGCGGGCCAGCGGCGGCGCUCGCUUGGGUGCCUCGUCCAGCGGCCGAUCCGUGUCGCCGACGGGCCGCCAGCAGCCCCGCUCGCUGCAGGCCGAGAUGGAGUGCGAGGAGAGCGGCGGCAGCUCGCUGGGCCUGGAGCAGCAGGACCUGCGUCAGGAGGUCGACCGGGCCUGUCGACGGCUGCGCGAGCUCUCGGGACACCUGCGCCGGGGAGAGGACGACUCGGGCCUGCAGAGCGACUGCGACGAGUCCAUGCUCGUGCUCAACCACAGCGGCCACGAGAGCGAGAACAACUUCUGUCCAGGAGCCUUGUCCGAUCUCGUGGAGGAAGUGUUCGGCCUGGCCCUCAGCGGCGUGAGAGGCGGCCCCAGCGAGCUCGGCCUGGCCGUCGAACUCCACCGGUCCAAGGAGGAGCUCGAACAGACCAAGGACCAGCUGCGCCAGACGCAGGACGAGCUCAAGCGCAGAAACGAGAGCAUCGUCGAGACGGCGACCAAGCUCAAGCUCUGCGAGGCCGAGCUCCAGGGCGUGCAGGAGGAGCGCGACCGAGCAAGGAACGACAUCGAGCUGUCGCAGCUCUCCAAGGACCAAGUCCUCGCCCAGGCGAUACAGACGAGGGACCAAGCCGUCGCGCGCAAAAACAAGGUCGAGGUCGAGCUGGCGCGCACCCGCAUCGACAUGCUACAGAUCAACAGCCAGCUCAUGGAGGCCAUUCAGCAGAAGAUCGAGCUGAGCGAGCAGCUCGAGCAGUGGCAAAUGGACAUGCAGAUGCUGCUCGACGAGCACGUGCGCAGCAAACUGGCCCCGGUGCAGGCCCAGGCCGCCGGCUCGCCUGGUUCGCUCGGUGACGUCGUCGCUCCGGCGCGCAAGAAGCGCUCGAGCACCGCCUCCAAGAAGCGCUUCGGCAUCUUUUGAGCCCAACGACACAACUCUAUACCAAUGAGACUGCAAUAUGAUACUUAGUGAAAUUUCCUUGAAGCCGGCGCAAUUUACCUUGCGACGAGGCCGUCCGAUGCCUAUCGGCGACCGAGUUCGACGUCGACGUUCAGAGGCCAGAAUGAGAUACGAGCAGCUUGUAAUUCCGUCCAAAAGCCAAACGAAGCUGUUGACCUACGGCUUGCUUUCAUCACCAUUAAUAUUCAUCUGACGAUUUAAUAA
Trichogramma pretiosum is the source of this 3563-nucleotide messenger RNA. Its product is annotated as bicaudal D-related protein homolog. The transcript is spliced from 7 exons. The coding region runs from base 1599 to 3320 and encodes 573 amino acids. The record is from RefSeq and is a predicted model, not a curated record. Lineage: Eukaryota; Metazoa; Arthropoda; Insecta; Hymenoptera; Trichogrammatidae.